AGCCGGGCAGCCCAGAAGAUUACCCCUCUGCCCUCUCUCCCACCCACCCCACCCCACCCCCCAAAAAAAGAAGAUCCCCUCCUCUGGCCCACCCCUUCUUCCCCUUUUCCCUCUCUCCUCCCCCCGAACUUUCCCUCUCGCAUGCUGUUCCCCUGCACCACGGAUCGCCUCUCGGAUGCCGCUCGCCUGGGAGCUGCGUUAGGAGCGAGCGGCGGCGGCGGCGGCGGCGGCGGCGGCGGCUCGCGGGUGCUAUGACCGGCAAACUCGCCGAGAAGCUGCCGGUGACCAUGAGCAGUUUGCUCAACCAACUGCCUGACAACCUGUACCCCGAGGAGAUCCCCAGCGCGCUCAACCUCUUCUCCGGCAGCAGCGAUUCGGUGGCCCAUUACAAUCAGAUGGCUACAGAGAAUGUGAUGGACAUCGGCCUGACCAACGAGAAGCCCAACCCGGAACUCUCCUACUCGGGCUCCUUCCAGCCAGCUCCCGGCAACAAGACCGUGACCUACUUGGGAAAGUUCGCCUUCGACUCCCCUUCUAACUGGUGCCAGGACAACAUCAUCAGCCUCAUGAGCGCCGGCAUCUUGGGGGUGCCCCCGGCCUCAGGGGCACUCAGCACGCAGACCUCCACGGCCAGCAUGGUGCAGCCACCGCAGAGCGACGUGGAGGCCAUGUACCCGGCGCUGCCACCCUAUUCUAACUGCAGCGACCUCUACUCGGAGCCCGUGUCCUUCCACGACCCCCAGGGCAACCCCGGGCUCGCCUACUCCCCCCAGGAUUAUCAAUCGGCCAAGCCGGCCUUGGACGGCAACCUCUUCCCCAUGAUCCCCGACUACAACCUCUACCACCACCCCGGCGACAUGAGCUCCAUGCCGGAGCACAAGCCCUUCCAGGGCAUGGACCCCAUCCGCGUCAACCCGCCCCCGAUCACCCCCCUGGAGACCAUCAAGGCGUUCAAAGACAAGCAGAUCCACCCCGGCUUCGGCAGCCUGCCCCAGCCGCCGCUCACGCUCAAGCCCAUCCGGCCCCGCAAGUACCCCAACCGGCCCAGCAAGACCCCGCUCCACGAGCGGCCCCACGCGUGCCCGGCGGAGGGCUGCGACCGCCGCUUCAGCCGCUCGGACGAGCUGACGCGGCACCUGCGCAUCCACACGGGCCACAAGCCCUUCCAGUGCCGCAUCUGCAUGCGGAGCUUCAGCCGCAGCGACCACCUCACCACCCACAUCCGCACGCACACGGGCGAGAAGCCCUUCGCCUGCGAGUUCUGCGGCCGCAAGUUCGCGCGCAGCGACGAGCGCAAGCGCCACGCCAAGAUCCACCUCAAGCAGAAGGAGAAGAAGUCCGAGAAGGGGGGUGCGCCCUCGGCGUCCUCCGCGCCCCCCGUGACCCUGGCCCCUGUGGUCACCACCUGUGCCUGAGGCUCGGGGGGGGGCCCCCAGAUUUCCACAUUUCCCCUCUGCCCUCAAAGCAGCGGGAAAGCCAGCCACGGAGGCGCAGGGGCCGUGCUUUGGCCUCUCCAUGGACCUAAGGCUCCUUGUCAUUCUUCGAUGUCCCCCGCUUCCACCCUUUCACCGGCCAAGGGGGGCCAGGGCAGGAGGCGCCUUCCUCUGGCUGUCUCCCACCCCCCUUUGGCCACGGCGGUGUGGAGGGUGAGAGAGUGGCGUCUAGCCCGCUUCGUUCAGUUCGGAUCGUCUUGAUCCAGGGGCCGUGGGGGGAGGGGGCGAGAAGAGGGGGGGCCGCACCAAGGACUUGCGGGGGGGGGACUGAAGGCGGGGCCCACGCAAACCUCGCCUGACCUAAGCACCUCAAUGAUCCCCGUACGUACGUCUCCCUCGGUUCCCCCUGGAAGACCCGAGAGGGGAGAGAGGGUAAGAAGCGCACCAAAGCGCAGAGCUUGCUGCCUGCCACACGCACGCCUGCGCGUGAGGGUGCGUGCUCGCGUGAGUGUGCGUGUGUGUGUGUGUGUGUGUGUGUGUCAGACUUUUGAGCUGAACUGGGCUAUGUGCACCCCAAACUCUUCCCCACGUCGAGUCCCCAGGCCUCUGGGGGCACUGUCCCAGGCUGGGUGCCUGCACGUGGCCAGAUGAGACGGGUCUUCCAUCUGCUCAGAAAUAAUGUUUCUUACAGAAAUGCCUCGGAUGCCACCACGGAGGGCGGUGUAACUACCGCCCCUUAAGGUUUGGCCCCUCAGAACCCCACUUUUUCCGAGCACUUCCCUAUGAGGCCUCAGAGCAGUUUGAUCUGCAGGGAGAAGGAGCAGCUAUCACUGAACCUGCCUUUUUUAAAAAAAAAAAAAAUGUAUUUCCUCAGCCUCGCUUUUUAAAAAUCUAGGUCCUGAGUUUGCCCUCUGCCCUUCCCCCACCCUCUCCCCUCCAAACUUUCUCCCAUCUCUUUCAAAAUCUUUUACCAGAAAGGCAGGCCUCAACCAGCCACCUAUUUCACCAUCUUUUUGUUUUCUCUCACAUAUUCUUCUUCCCAUUGGUGGUGGGAAAGCAGGCUCAUUUUUGCCCCUGGCCACCAAUAGGUAGACCUCAAAUCUAUGUACUAGUAGAUGGUGUGUGUGUGUGUGUGUGUGUGUACACACACAUACACAUACACAUACAUAUAUAUAACAUACAAUAUGUAUUCCUAGCAAAAUAAAAUCUCUAAGGUACUUGGCUAUCCAGUGCAGUGCACUGGAAUAAAGAGAAUUUGUAGGCAUAUACAUCUUUAAAUGAUUUAUUUUUUAUGAAAAUCUUAACUGAUGAAAUACCUAUAUAUGUGUAUAUAUAUACAUAUACACACAUACACAUCUCUGUCCAAAUUUUCCUUAAAAGAGAUGGGGAUUUUUGCAUUAAUCCGUGUUGAUUAAUGAGGUGUAUCUUUUUCAUGCCCCAAUUUCACCUUCUUCCUGCCCUACCUCAACUCUUCUCAGGCACCCCUCCACCCCAGCCCUUCUCCACACUGGGGGGACUCUUUUGAAGUGUAAUAGUGGGAAGAUUGCUCUCUGACACGGCUUCCAGCACAGUCCUGACUGAAUGUACUGUUCCCUAUUCCCAUUUCUCCUGUGGUCAGUAAGCUGCCCAGAGAGAAGGAACUAAGGUCUGGAGUUUACAGAAUGUCUGUUUUUAAAGUCACUUUAUGCAUUAUCCACCUUUUUUUUUUUUUUUUUUUUUUUUUUUUUUUUUUUGUUUUUUUUUUUGGGUUUUUUUUUUUUUUUUUUUUUUUUUUUUUUUUUUGGUGGAGGAAAAAUAAUACUAAAAGGAGUCCAGUGAAGGGGGAAAUCAAAAAGCAGGGGGUGUGGAUUUCCAGGUACUUGGACUUUUCGUAGGAGAGAGAAGAGAGGAUGAAGUUUGCCAGGAGGGCUCAUAUUUUUUCAGCUGAGGGGUAAAAUCUUUCUUUGCAGAGACAGUAUUUUGCUGAAUAGUUUUUAUAAUGUGAUGAUUAUUAAAAGCAAAAUUUUUGGUCACUUCAAAGCCAGGAGGAGGAAUCAAAUAUCCUUUAAUAUUUUUUCCUUGCUCCUCCUGGCUUAUGCAUGUCACUGCAUGAUAACUCUGAGUUUUCCUUUGUUUUAAUAAAACUGUUCUCAGACAUUUAAGCUAAACUAAGAGAAAAAAAAUAACUUUGUUGCCAAAAGGUUGUGCUAUCCAGAUUUUUUAUAUGUCUGCAUGUUUUAAAAAAGAAAACAGCAAAAGAAAAUGCACUCUAACUUAUGUGAACUGAGAG
This is a messenger RNA of Pipistrellus kuhlii (Kuhl's pipistrelle), 3702 nucleotides long. RefSeq names its product early growth response 3 (gene EGR3). Gene Ontology annotation, biological process: regulation of transcription by RNA polymerase II. Bases 252 to 1415 code for a protein of 387 amino acids. The transcript has 2 exons. Gene Ontology annotation, molecular function: RNA polymerase II cis-regulatory region sequence-specific DNA binding; DNA-binding transcription factor activity, RNA polymerase II-specific. The record is from RefSeq and is a predicted model, not a curated record. NCBI's taxonomy places the organism in Eukaryota, Metazoa, Chordata, Mammalia, Chiroptera, Vespertilionidae.